GUAGAGACAGAGAGAUUCACACAGAGAUCAUUCAGCAUAAAGAAGACUGAACUCAAGUCACAAUGAAGAUCCUCCUCAUCUUCUUCACUUUCUACCUGAUCUCAGAUGCAGUGAGAUGCUUUAGCGUCACUGGAUAUUCUGGAGGAAGCGUGCUUGUUGAUUCUGGGAAAAUUUGGUUCAGUGACUCUGCUAAAUAUAUGGUUAAACAUGACCCAUGGAGAAACAUAAUAAAUUACAAGAAACACAGUGAAUGGACUAGUGAAGGAAGAUUCAUUCUUUUUCGCAACAAAUAUGGAAAACUCAUGAUAUUGAUCAGAGAACUGAACACACAGGAUGCUGGAAAAUACAGAAUUAGGGUUCUUAAUAAGUGGUAUAUAGAUUUAACUUUGAAUGUGAAAAAAGAUUCAUGCUGUGUGGUGUCGAAGAAAGUGGUUGUAAAGAGUGGAGAAAUUGCCACCUUCAGCUGUGAAUAUUCACAGAAUCAUAUUAAUGAUGCAAAAGUCAUAUUCAAAGAACGACAAAACUCCAUUGACGCAUAUAACGAGGAAGCAAGAUUCAGUAUUUCUGAUGACAGACACAAUAACUUCUUCAGUGUGAGGAUUACUGCUGUGACACCAGAUGAUGGAGGAGUUUAUUUGUGUGGAGUUUGGAUCGACAAACAGUCAUACUCCAUUAGUACUACUGUUCAUCUGCAAACUAUGACUAAAGUGGGCGUGUCUAGAGUGAGUGGCUACUCAGGAGGUGGUCUGAUGAUCAAGUGUGAACAUCCUCAAUACAAAACCAAGACAAAAUACAUCUGUAAAGAAUCAGCUGGAUGUUCAGAGAGGAAGAAUCCAGGAGUUCAGGAUGAAUGGAUGGAGAAUGGAGAUGUUUCUUUAUAUGACGACACCAGAGCAGGAGUCUUGAUGGUGUUUUUUAGAGAGCUGAAAGCUGCAGAUGCAGGAACAUACAGGUGUGGAGUGAAAGUAUCUGACUAUACUAAGAGCUUCACUCAACUUCAGCUGAGCGUCAAACACGGUGAGGAACCACAAAUACUGUAUCUUGUAUAUGUAAAUUAUUUCUUCUGAUUUUUGUGUAAAUUAUUUUGGUUUAUAGAUGCAAAAUAUCUACAAAGAUGGUGACAGAAUAUGUUCCUUUUGGUGAAGUCAACAUCAGCUGUCAGAUCUCAGAGGAACAUAAAGUUCAUUUCUGUAAAGAGGAUGAUAAUCACAUCUGUCAGAACAUCAGCUCAUCUAAAGU
Messenger RNA from Onychostoma macrolepis, 1239 nucleotides. RefSeq lists its product as uncharacterized. The record is from RefSeq and is a predicted model, not a curated record. The transcript is spliced from 4 exons. Lineage: Eukaryota; Metazoa; Chordata; Actinopteri; Cypriniformes; Cyprinidae. Bases 63 to 1067 code for a protein of 334 amino acids.